UGUACACAGCCAUUAUGAGCCAUAGUAUACGUAUGCUGACAGUUAAUUGUGUAUAUGAUCGCAUAUCACUGGAAUUGAGACCCGUGAGUGGAUUCUGUAGGCCUGCUGGAUUGUGUACGUGAGUGCAUAGAUUUUGUAAAAGAGAUCUGUGAACUGCAUUCCUUCUCACAAGACGCUCCUGCUGAGCUGCCAAUUUGCGGUGAGAUGUUUAAGAUAAAUUUCGCAGUUAUGAAGUUGAUGGUUGUGAUGAUGAUAAUCAUCGAGCGGGCCAGCGCAGCCAAAUUAGGCUCUUACGGGGCGGAUCCGAGCAAGGUGUCGGUCAGUGGGGUGUCAUCAGGCGCAAACAUGGCCGUCCAGCUACAUGUCGGCUUCUCCUCCACCUUCAUGGGGGUUGGUGCCGUGGCUGGAGCGCCUUACUACUGCGCACAGGGCAGUCUACUGAGAGCGACCACGUUUGAGUGUUCCACCAUCGGUAAUCCGGCCAAUGUCGACAUACCCUUCUUGAAGGCCACAACGGAGUAUUUUGCUUCUGUUGGCAAGGUGGACGCCACGAGCAACAUGAUGUCGGACCGCGCCUACAUCUUCAGUGGGACUCAAGAUAUAAUCGUACAAUCAGGUCUCGUGCAAAAACUUGAAGACUACUACAAGGAAUUCGUCCCUGCGGCAAACAUCAAGACGGUGUACAGCGUACCGGCUGGUCAUGCCUUGAUCACUGACGACUACGGAUCGAGUUGUGGAAGUAACUCCUCACCGUACAUUAACGACUGUGACUACAACCAGGCGUUUGAAAUCCUGGACCACACCUAUGGCAACCUGAAGGCACCGACCAGCAGUACUGCUGCAAAGGGACAGUUAUUGUCCUUCGAGCAGACCGAGUUUUUCCCCGUCACCUGUCAACCCAUUCUUCCCAUGGGCCCAACGGGUUAUGUUUACAUUCCGACUGGAUGUGUAUCUACAAAAAGUGAGAAAGAUAAACGAUACAUAAACGAACACUUAUUGAUAGUUUUCCUCGAUCAACUUUUCAGAUACUGCAAGCUGCAUGUAGCUCUCCAUGGAUGCUUGCAGACAACAGCUUCAAUAUGCAACGAUUUCUUCACAAAGACCGGUUACAACGAGGUUGGGGAGCUGAACGACAUCAUCAUUCUGUAUCCCCAAGCCUUGAUCAAUCCGUUGCUGGGCAACCCCUUGGGUUGCUGGGAUUGGUGGGGCUACACGAAUAGCGCUUACGCUGUCAAGACUGGCUGGGAGAUGCAAGCCAUCAAAGGCAUGAUCGACCGCAUUCUGCUGUAAUACCCUGCGAUGGGAGGCAUAAAGGGCGUGGUCAAAGGCGUGGCCUGACCACGCCCAAUCUCUUUAGGCAAUGAGAAAUAAAUAACAUGAAACAGUAGUUUCAGAAGAAGGUAUAUAUCAAGUGAAAUAAACUAUAAUAAUUUUACAUAAUGAAAGUGGGCGUGAUUUGGACCUGCGACAUCCGCAACACCGUACCAGGGACCUUCAAACAGAGUUAUCUAGCCCAGUGCUGUUUGACAUGUACUACUAAAUAUGUGUUGCGCGUAUGUGAAAAGGUGUUCAGCCACUGAAAAGAUAAAAAUGACAUUGGUAAAAGAACCAUGCUUUGUGAUGAGCAAAACAUGGUCCAUUGUAACGAAACAUGUGUCUACCUGAUCAGUCUGAAAGGUAGGUACAGUAGAUCAAUUGUUAUUUGCGCAUUUUAAUCUCAAGACAGGUGCCUAAUAUUAGUAACUUAACUCCCUAGGGUGUGUGCAAAAUCGUAUUAAAAUUGGAGGAUUCAGGACUGUUGGGGUUAAACGCUAACAGUCCUGAAUCCUCCAAUUUUAAUUCGAUUUUGCACACCCUUAAUGGAGUUUUAGCUCUGUGAAUGCUAAACAUUCUGAGAAAAACAAUAUUGCAGGAUCUCGUUUGCAAUUCAAAUGUUGCGUCAAUGCUUGGGCAUACCCAUGCAGUUUUGCACGGAUUCUCUGAAUUACAAA
This is a messenger RNA of Patiria miniata (bat star), 1991 nucleotides long. RefSeq lists its product as uncharacterized. Bases 205 to 1290 code for a protein of 361 amino acids. The record is from RefSeq and is a predicted model, not a curated record. NCBI's taxonomy places the organism in Eukaryota, Metazoa, Echinodermata, Asteroidea, Valvatida, Asterinidae. The transcript has 13 exons.